GGGUAUAGACUCUGUUAUGGGCACAAUAAUGAAGUUACUGCACAUACUACUGGUCGUCCUCUUCCUAAUAGGAAUGCUUGAGGCCAAAAGAAAGAAAAGAGAGUUUGAAAUUUGGAUACGACCAGACAAGCACAAUCCACCAGGAACCAGAUAUUGUGAGCCUUGGAACCAAAAUUGUCAAAGAAAUGAAAAAUAAUGUUUGAAAAUGCAAAUAUAUAUAUAUAUAUAUAUAUAUUAUGAGUUCAUAUAA
This is a messenger RNA of Drosophila mauritiana, 250 nucleotides long. RefSeq lists its product as uncharacterized. The record is from RefSeq and is a predicted model, not a curated record. The transcript has a single exon. Bases 17 to 196 code for a protein of 59 amino acids. NCBI's taxonomy places the organism in Eukaryota, Metazoa, Arthropoda, Insecta, Diptera, Drosophilidae.